AAAAUCACCAUGAAAUUCGUUAUUGUUUUCGUCGCUCUCUUCGCUUUGGCCUACGCUGCCCCAGCUGCUCCAGAAGCCGAAAUCGUCGAAUUGAGAUCCGAUGUUGAGCCCGAGAAAUACAGCUUCGCCUUGAAGACCAGCGAUGGUACAUCAAAGGACGAAGAAGGUCACUUGGUCAAUGUUGGUGCUGAAGAUGAACACAUUGUUGCCCGUGGAUCUUACUCUUUCGUCGCUGAUGAUGGUCAAACCUACACAGUCACCUACAUCGCCGAUGAGAACGGUUUCCAACCACAAGGUGCUCAUUUGCCCGUUGCCCCUGAGGCAUAA
Molecule: messenger RNA, 327 nt
Organism: Bactrocera tryoni
Lineage: Eukaryota; Metazoa; Arthropoda; Insecta; Diptera; Tephritidae
Product: larval cuticle protein 65Ag1-like
Exons: 2
Coding region: 10-327 (105 amino acids)
Cellular component (GO): chitin-based extracellular matrix
Molecular function (GO): structural constituent of chitin-based larval cuticle
Source: RefSeq, a predicted model, not a curated record